UGGCUCCAGUCAGCUGUGGCAACUAUUUAUAACAUGACCCACAAACCUGUUCCUUAGAAAGGUCUCAGAGACAUUCAGAAGCUGGGCAACUCUCGAGACAUGCUUCACCCUGUGGAACUGCUGUGACUCAUGUGCCCUACUUUAUAUCAUAAUGAGCCGAUAUAGGAGAACCGGACCUAAGCAGCACAGGCAUUGUGAGAUCUGUUUUAGCCGUCGAUGCAAAGCCCCAGUCGAGAUCUCGGUGUCAUGCACGGUCAUCAAUUGCCGCUUACUCUGUGGUGCCUCCUUCCACAUGUGUAAAGAAGAUGAACACUCACUGCUGUGUCCCAAUGAGAAGGUACCUUGCCUUAACGCAACCUAUGGCUGUCCCUUUAAAAUGUGUCGCUCUAAGUUGGCCAAACACUUGGAGGUGUGUCCUGCAAGCAUCGUCUGCUGCUCGAUGGAGUGGAACCGUUGGCCUGUUGAGAAUCCCCAUGCCCCUUUGUAUGUUAACCUCAUGAAAGAGAUCCAUGAGCAGGAAUCACUGGACCUUUCCAUGGCACUGAGAGACCAAAAACAUCUGUGUGGUAGGUUGAAAAUGAGAAACUGUUUUCCUGAGCUGAUGGAGGAACGGGAAGAGGAACCUAAUCCACCAGUGGAGGAGGAGGAAGCGGCGGGUGGAGAUGCUCUGUGUAAUGGAGUGCACGUCAAUGGUUAUGAAGAUCCCAUCUCAAUAAAAGGUUGUGAGAUGACAACAAACAAAGAUUUGGCCUGUAAUAAUGCAGUUGACAAUGAGAAAUACAAUUUGUAUGAAAAAAUGUUCAGCAUGGAAAGAGGAGGUUGCAGGCAGGCUGAGGCAGAGGCAUCCAAGACAGAGGAUAAAAAGGCAAAGAAGCAAGAAACAUCCAAACAACCCGAAAGACAACAGGAAGAAAACACAUUUCAUGACACCUCUAAAACUGGACUGGCACCUUGGCAAGAUGGCGUUCUUGAAAGACUUGGGCAAGAAGUCAAACCCAGAGAGUUCAACAUGUACAUAGUGCACCAUGGUCGCAUGUUGAUCUCCUUUGGUCAAAUGGAUGCUUGCACGCCCAAAGAGAGAGAUUUUGUUUAUGGGAACCUGGAGCCAAUACCAGUCCAGUCUCUACACUCCUUUAAAGUUCCUACUAGUUACAAAGAAAAACGCAUUCAAUUUAAAGACCCCUCCACAAGGGUAAAGACUGAGAACAAGAGCGUGGGUACGUCUGAUAUGGGGGACACCCAGGAAGAUAUGGAUGAGAUGUUUGCAACCUUACUUUGUUCGGCGGAGGCUGAGGUAAGAGGCCACAAAAUAAGUAAAACCGUGCCAACAGAUGGACUUUAUGUUGACAUCGGAACGCAGACGUAUAACUUCGCCACAGCUCCCUUUAAAUACGACGCAUCUCUCGCUGAAGUUACAGCAGACAGGGAUUUAAAACUUCACGUUCAGCUUGAUACAGAAACCGUUACGCUCAGGCAUAACAAAUCAACAUCGGCGUUCACAUUUGUCUGUGGCCAUUUCUUUCGGAGGGACGAGUUCGCCUUUCACUUCAAGAAUGUGCAUUUGGAUAUUCAGUCCUGCUUGAGUGGCUGGUUCGAGCAGAGAUGCCCAUUGGCCUACCUUGGUUGCACGUUUAAUCAAAGAAGACUCCAACCUGCCAAACAAAGAGCCAAAGUUCACUACAUCCAAGACCUGAGCAUUUUUACCCUUGAACCUGAAGUCUGUCUAGUGAAAGGUUCAGAGAAAGCUGUUGCACAUAAGACUCGUGUGAAAUAUGAAGAUUGUCUCAGCAAGCUUCCCUUUGAGGUGCUUUGCCACAUUGCUGGUUACCUGGAUAGUUUCACAUUGUCUCAGCUGGCCUUGGUCUCACGAAUGUUCAGGGAUAUUUGUGGCACAUAUCUUCAGGACAGGGGAAUGGUGACCUUCAAAUGGCGCAAAAAGUCAUACUCUCAUGGAGGAGCCCGGUGGAAACCAACUAUAGUCUGGGAGUUCAGUACUCUUUUCAGUAAAGUGGAUAACUGGUGCAUUGGUGAGGCACCAUCAAUGGCUGAACAUCUGAAACAUUGUCCAUUCAACCAAACUGAAGUGAAAACCAAACCAUUUGCCCUGACCAGUAUGUGUGACAGCAAAGAGGAGGAGAGACAGAGUUUGGUCAAUUUAUUUAUGGGACGCAAAUGAUAACAGGACUCUAACUUCAACGUCUUCUUUACUUUAUGGUUUUGGUGUGAAAACACAGUGGUACAAUGUUAAAUACACAGGUUAUAAUUCAGUGUCUGUUAAACUUUAUCUGAAUGCUAACUUUAUUAUAUACUAUAGAGUUUAAAUAAAACUGCAUUGAUAAAGCUCCAUGUUAACUUUAGACUGCAAAUUCAAAUAUAUAGCCAUUUGUCAUAUUUAAACCUAAUGAUUUGUUUUGUUUGUACUUGAAUUUGGAAACUAUUAAAACAAGACUAACACA
Misgurnus anguillicaudatus (oriental weatherfish) is the source of this 2456-nucleotide messenger RNA. RefSeq names its product F-box protein 40, tandem duplicate 2 (gene fbxo40.2). Gene Ontology annotation, cellular component: cytoplasm. NCBI's taxonomy places the organism in Eukaryota, Metazoa, Chordata, Actinopteri, Cypriniformes, Cobitidae. The record is from RefSeq and is a predicted model, not a curated record. Gene Ontology annotation, molecular function: zinc ion binding; ubiquitin protein ligase activity; protein binding.